Pygoscelis adeliae (Adelie penguin) is the source of this 745-nucleotide messenger RNA. RefSeq names its product regulator of cell cycle (gene RGCC). Gene Ontology annotation, cellular component: cytoplasm. The record is from RefSeq and is a predicted model, not a curated record. The coding region runs from base 1 to 417 and encodes 138 amino acids. Gene Ontology annotation, biological process: regulation of cell cycle. The transcript is spliced from 5 exons. Gene Ontology annotation, molecular function: protein kinase binding; protein kinase activator activity. NCBI's taxonomy places the organism in Eukaryota, Metazoa, Chordata, Aves, Sphenisciformes, Spheniscidae.
AUGGCGAUGGGGAACGGGCUCCCGGCGAUGGCUGAAGCGGCACUGCUGCGGCAUGCAAAGCCACGGGCUCACUGCAAGUGUAAAUCAAGCAACACAAGGCAGGCUGCUGCCUCUUCGUCCUGCUCUGUACCCACGGCGACUAGCAGCCGUGGGGCUGGAAAGGAAGUAUUAGUAAAGGGGAAGGUUGGGGUGGGAAACACUGCCUCACAGAUAGUAAGUGUGGUGGGGGAGUGGAAAGGUGCAGAUUCACUCUACAGAAAUAGUUUCAGCCUCAGUGAUGAAAAGCUUAACUCUCCAACUGCAUCUACUCCAAGCUUGCCAUCUCCAUCAGUAACUCCAUGUAAAGCAAAGCUUGGAGACACAAAAGAACUGGAAGACUUCAUUGCUGAUCUUGACAGGACACUAGCAAGUAUGUGAAAUGAAUCUUUGGCAUUGUGCUUGCCUAUGAAUGUCCUCUGAAGGAUAAGUGACAUCAAUCACUGAACUGCUGCCCUUGUCUGAUAACUUUGCUACCCCAGAUAUUCACCUUCUGAACAUAACCUUUGUAAACUCCUACAAGUAUUUAACUGGUAACAUCAGUUUUGUUACUUUGCAGCAGGUGGAAUAAGAUAACUUAAGUGUUACAGCUGUAUUUUGCUUUAAAACAUAGCUUGAAUUUUAAUUUAAAGUUGCUUUUAUGAAAAUAUAUUUGUAAUUUUAUAUAGUUGAGAACUUUCAAUGCUUUUUUCCAUUAUAAUAUAUUUUU